AUGUUGAUCGGAGUGGCUAUCGACGAAGAACACUGUAUAACCCAAUGGUAUGUGUCUUAUUCUCUUAUUCCUUUUUUAUUCAACGAUAUUCAAAUUGGCAAAUAACGAUUUUCAAAACAUGGUAAGACAAGUUUGUACGGUGUGAUUCACCGAAAUUUAACAUCCAUUCGAACAACUUGUUUACUAUAACUUAGGUACGAGUCAAAAUAAACUUCUUAUGGUCGGUCGGGUCGGUUAAAGGCCUUAAAAAAGUGUGGAAUUUUUUAUGAAUUGGCAUGAAAAUUUACAUACAGUUUUGGACAGAGGAUUGUCUGGUGUAGGAUCCCCCCCCGGAGGCAGUAAUAGUCAGUCGUGUUUUAAUAUUACCUUUCUUUCAUUUAAGGGUUAUUGUUCAUCCUUGUUGUAUUUUAAAGUUUUGUAUACAUGCAUAAUGCAAUGAGUCACUGUUAAAGUCAAUACUUGUAAAAAUUAGAACAUCAUCCCUAUAUAUACCAGUAUCUAAUCUACAAUCUCUGUACAGGGGCCUGUCUGGAUCCAAGAAGGUGCCUUUCAGGAAGUGGUAUGGUUGCCUAGGGGAGCUAAGGUCACUGGCUCCUUCAACAAGCCGGUUAAUAAUUCUAACUGCAACUGCAACAAAGGCAACGAAGAGGGAGAUUUUAACUUCACUGCAACUGGGAGAAGAUGACGUAAAGUUUGUUGAACAAAGUCCAAACAGACCCAAUCUAAAAUACAGUGUGCUGUAUUUGGACAAAAACGAGGCACUUCAAACUGCAUUUUCUGCCCUCAUCACAGAUUUGAAAAGCCAAGGUGCAAAGACCCAAAGAACCAUACUCUAUUGCCAGACAAGAAAGCAAUGCCAGAUUUUAUUUCGUGUUUUUGAGGUUUUCCUAGGUAAGAAUAUUUACCACGGGGAAACCAAACCUCAAAAUCGGAUUGUUGAAAUGUAUCAUGCAGGCACACCAAGCCGUGUUAAGGACCACAUUGUGGAGAACAUGGCUAAUGAGGAUGGUCAUUUAAGACUGUUAAUUUCAACCAUUGCAUUUGGGAUGGGCGUAAACUGCAAGAGAGUUAGGAGGAUCAUACAUUUUGGGCCCUCAAAAUCUGUAGAAAUGUACUUUCAGGAAUGUGGCAGGGCUGGCAGAGAUGGGCUGCCAAGCACUUGCAUUCUUCUAUACAAUGGUCUUCUAUCAACUCAUAGUGAGAAGGACGUGAAAGAAUAUCUCAGCAGCGGUGAGUGUCGUCGAAAAUGGUUGAUGAGCCAUUUUGGUUUCAGUAAUGAACUGCAAAGUGGUGAUCAUGCACAUUCUUGUUGUGACAUUUGCGCUACAGAUUGUGAGUGUGGAUCCGAGGAGUGCCCUGAUUUGUGGAGUCCUCGCAGAGACUCGGACAUGCAUCCAGAGAUAUGUAUUGCUUAUUCAGACAGAGAAAGUGAUUCUGUCACAAGGACACGUACAGUGUCUAGCAAGGACAAGAGGCUUUUAGAAAGGAAAUUACUAGAACUGCAUAUGAAUUUGUCAAAGCAAGUGCAAGUACAGACAAUGGUCUCCUGCCCUAAUAUAAUGUGUUACUUGAAUUUAAUUCAUUUCAUAUCAAGCAAAUUGUUCGCAAUUGUCAUGUUUUGUUUAGCCUCAGGGAUGUGA
This is a messenger RNA of Porites evermanni, 1640 nucleotides long. Lineage: Eukaryota; Metazoa; Cnidaria; Anthozoa; Scleractinia; Poritidae. The record is from the annotation of a GenBank genome assembly.